UCGCGACGGCGCGCUCGUUUCAAGCAGACGUUACUCCGUUUUCCCUCUCUCAGCAGCUACAGUUUACCGUUGUGUGCGUUGUGCCGCUGUUGUUACUGUUGUUGGUUAUGUUCUCCACCUUGUUGUUGUUGUUGUUGUUGUUGUGAUACGAAAAACUCUCCUGUCGCUCCCGCAAUUUUUGACGUUUUUUUUCGUGUGUUCCCCAGUGUUGACCCAACGAGAAGAAGAAGAAGCAGGCGCAGGGAAGAAUCGUAGAGCAAGAAGAAGCGACACAAACUGCGAUUGCAGCACAAAAACAACGAAGAGUUUAGACGAAUAUUUCCCAAGGAAGAAAGCAUUUCGUUUCGAUCGAUAAGAAAAGACAGGAAGCUUCAAAAUGUCUCCAAAAGCGCUAAAUGUGCGCGUCACGACAAUGGACGCGGAACUGGAGUUCGCCAUCCAGUCGACGACGACGGGCAAACAAUUGUUUGACCAAGUGGUGAAGACGAUCGGCCUGCGGGAGGUUUGGUUCUUUGGACUCCAGUACACCGACUCAAAGGGCGACUCCACAUGGAUCAAGCUGUACAAAAAGGUGAUGAACCAGGACGUGAAGAAGGAGAACCCCUUGCAGUUCAGAUUCCGUGCCAAAUUCUACCCCGAGGACGUGGCCGAGGAGCUGAUCCAGGACAUUACCCUGCGCCUGUUCUACCUGCAGGUGAAGAAUGCCAUACUGACCGACGAGAUCUACUGUCCGCCGGAGACGUCCGUGCUGCUCGCCUCGUACGCCGUGCAGGCGCGUCACGGGGACCACAACAAGACCACCCACACAGCCGGCUUCCUGGCCAACGAUCGGCUGCUGCCGCAGCGCGUCAUCGACCAGCACAAGAUGUCCAAGGACGAGUGGGAGCAGUCGAUCAUGACCUGGUGGCAGGAGCACCGCAGCAUGCUGCGCGAGGACGCCAUGAUGGAGUAUCUGAAGAUCGCGCAGGACCUGGAGAUGUACGGCGUCAAUUACUUCGAGAUCCGCAAUAAGAAGGGCACGGACCUCUGGCUGGGCGUGGACGCCCUGGGCCUGAACAUUUACGAGCAAGACGACAGGCUGACGCCGAAGAUUGGCUUCCCGUGGUCGGAGAUCCGCAACAUCUCGUUCUCGGAGAAGAAGUUCAUCAUCAAGCCGAUCGACAAGAAGGCGCCGGACUUUAUGUUCUUCGCGCCGCGCGUCCGCAUCAACAAGCGCAUCCUGGCCCUCUGCAUGGGCAACCACGAGCUGUACAUGCGUCGCCGCAAGCCGGACACCAUCGAUGUGCAGCAGAUGAAGGCGCAGGCGCGCGAGGAGAAGAAUGCCAAACAGCAGGAGCGUGAGAAGCUGCAGCUGGCGCUGGCCGCACGCGAACGCGCUGAGAAGAAGCAGCAGGAGUACGAGGAUCGGCUGAAGCAGAUGCAGGAGGACAUGGAACGUUCGCAGCGCGACCUCCUGGAGGCCCAGGACAUGAUCCGCCGCCUGGAGGAGCAGCUCAAGCAGCUGCAGGCCGCCAAGGAUGAGCUGGAGCUGCGCCAGAAGGAGCUGCAGGCGAUGCUGCAGCGCCUCGAGGAGGCCAAGAACAUGGAGGCCGUCGAGAAGCUCAAGCUCGAGGAGGAGAUCAUGGCCAAGCAGAUGGAGGUGCAGCGCAUCCAGGACGAGGUCAACGCCAAGGACGAGGAGACCAAGCGCCUGCAGGACGAGGUGGAGGACGCCCGACGCAAGCAGGCCGAAGCCGCCGCCGCUCUGCUGGCCGCGUCGACAACGCCGCAGCACCACCACGUGGCCGAGGAUGAGAACGAGAACGAGGAGGAGCUGACGAACGGCGACGCCGGUGGCGAUGUGUCGCGCGACCUGGACACCGACGAGCAUAUCAAGGACCCCAUCGAGGACAGACGCACGCUGGCCGAGCGCAACGAGCGCUUGCAUGAUCAGCUCAAGGCUCUGAAACAGGAUCUGGCGCAGUCUCGCGACGAGACGAAAGAGACGGCAAACGACAAGAUCCAUCGCGAGAACGUUCGCCAGGGACGUGACAAGUACAAGACGCUCCGGGAGAUCCGCAAGGGCAACACAAAGCGUCGUGUCGAUCAGUUCGAGAACAUGUAAAGCUAUAGUCGCCGGACUACAGAAAGAUCGAUUUAGCGGGCGAGAGCCACAGCUAGAGCGAGAGGGAGGGAGCCGCGUCUCCAGAAAGAAAAAGAGAAAAAUAUAACUACCAGAAGAGAAGAUAAUGAUGAUAUGAUGAAGAAGCAACAAAUAUAAUUCCGGUCGCUGGCCAAGCCUAUCCCCCAGCGACGUCCCCUUUCCACCCACAAGAACUUCCUGCCUCCUAAGUGAAUUGAAGAGAUCCACAAGUUUAAUAUAUAUAUAAUAUCGUUUGACCGCCGUUUUGUCUCUCAGCCUGUAUAGAGUAAUCAAGAAAACCAAGAAAUCGCAGUAGAAUUCAGCCAGAUACACACUGAAAGCGACAAAUGCGGCCAGGACCAGAUCUAAAAGGACAAUCAGCAAAUGAAAGGAUCAAGCUAUCGGAAAACCUGUCUAGAUCCCAGCAGAAACAAUAGAAAACGUACACUUCUCCUUGGAUUCAUAGAGAAAACGGAACGAAUAGUAAUAGACAUUGAAAAACACCAGCAUCAACAACAAAACAGCUACUACAACAAAACAAACAACUAUUUGCAUUUUCCCCCGUUAUAAUUAUUAUUUUUAUUAUAUAAUUACUAUUUUUUUUUAAAUUUGUAUAAUUAAAUAAGAACUUGAUUAAUUGUUUCUUAAAUUAACUUGAGAGAGAGCAACAAACAAAAAGAGAAAAAAUAUAUUAUAUAAAAUAUUUUUCUUUAAUCUAUUUUUGUUUUGAAAGAAAAAUGAUUCUUAAAAAAUGAGAAAACAAACAACAAAAACUAUUGUGAAAAAACCAAACAAAAAGUUUUUAAAUUAAACAAUAAAAAUGUAAAACACAACAA
Drosophila biarmipes is the source of this 2958-nucleotide messenger RNA. It is a transcript of the gene Moe, whose product is annotated as moesin/ezrin/radixin homolog 1. Lineage: Eukaryota; Metazoa; Arthropoda; Insecta; Diptera; Drosophilidae. The record is from RefSeq and is a predicted model, not a curated record. The coding region runs from base 377 to 2104 and encodes 575 amino acids. Gene Ontology annotation, cellular component: apical part of cell; cytoskeleton; plasma membrane. The transcript is spliced from 7 exons. Gene Ontology annotation, biological process: positive regulation of protein localization to early endosome; regulation of cell shape; positive regulation of early endosome to late endosome transport. Gene Ontology annotation, molecular function: cell adhesion molecule binding; actin binding.